AUGUUCAAACGCUCGAUUUCCUCAAGGGACCGAGUGGGAAAGUCCGUCAAGCCCGCUAAGAAGACCUACCGCGACGAAACAAAGAUUAAAAUGCAGGAGAAAUUAGACAGCCCAUCAAGCUCUGGCAGCCUUACAAGCCCCAUAGUGACCCUAAUCGUAGGUCAAGAUCAACGAGUUUUUGCUGCUCAUGAGGAUGUCUUGUCUCUCUCGCCUUUCUUUGCGGCUGCCUUGAAACACCAAAUGGUGGGUGAUAGCCCAAAACAGAUUGGCUUGCAUGACGAGGAACCCGAGAUAUUGUCCUGCGUCCUCGAAUACCUCUACAAGGGUGACUAUUACCCCCGUUUGCUCCAGAGUAAACGUCACAACCCUUAUUACCUCGAGGACUCCCAGCUGCGUAAAACAGGUGGCCGAGGAUCAAGUGAAUCAGUCAUAUUCCAUUCCGGCAUUGGCAACUAUGUCCUUCGGGAUACCGUUAUAUAUUGUGCUGCUGAGAAAUACGGUUUGGAUGGGCUGAAAUCCCUUGCUCUAAAAAAGCAGGGGCUUCACGUUGCAAUCCCAGCCGAUGUCAUUCUCCGCUCCGCGCGGUAUACAUACGACAACACACCGGACUCGGAAUCUCGACUCCGAGCUCAUUUUCUAGCCCUAAUCAUUCGGAGCCGCAAGACGUUCAAGAGAAGCGGAACUAUGCAGACGGAGAUGGAGAUGGGUGGUAAAUUGUUUUUCGAUCUGUUCGUAGCGAUGUGCAAUCAUAUUGAUGACGUUGCUGGAAUGAAGUUAUUUAUUCUGCACGCCGCGCCCAUGGCCACAGAGGCGGGAUGCCCGCGAAACAUCCGGUGGAUGAAGGAUGGACAAGUUAUUCGAGAAAACCAAGAAUCUCAGUCCGACCAAGCAACAGAACGCCCGCCGAGCGAAACGGAAGACCCCAUGCCGCCAUUCUUUGAUGAAAAGAGUGAAGAGCACGCCAAGAAAUGCGAGAAGUUCUGCUGUGGAGAUAUCCACCGAGUUGCUAUACAGAAUAUAGAAAGAGAAAACCUGGAGGAUGCGGGAGAGAUCCCCAAAGAUCAGGAGGCGAGGCUACAGGCGCGUCAUGCCGGAGAGGCUGAUAGCGCGAUCCAAAGGCCAGGAGUGCAUGUCAGGUCAAGCGUUAUGGUAAUGUCGUUGGAAUCCAUGAGCGAUUCUAUGAGUCAGACCGCGGCAGUAUUGUUUUCCACGCUGGAUGAGCAGGAUCGCGGCGCUGUCAGCAGCUUUCUCCUGACGGGGGAAUAUUUUCCCAUGCUCAUCGAGAGCCGGGUGGGGCAGAAUCCUCUACAGCCGGGGCUACGAAAGGAGAGAUGCACGGCGUACUAUCUGGAAGGGUAUAGGACGAGAGAAGAGUAUAACGCGGAAGCUCUGCGGUGCGCGUGGAUGUACAACCUCGCGCACAGCCUGUACAUACCCAACCUUGAAAUGCUUGCGGUUCGCAAGCUCAAGCUGGGCUGCCAAUAUGUCGAAGAGGACGUCAUCAUCCAGGUUGCAAGUUUCAUCUUCUCGUCCAUCGACGGUCACCGUGAACAGGAAUACGAGGGGCUCCAGACAACGGCGACGAAAUCACCCGCGAAGCCGUGCUGCUGCGCGGGCGAACGCGACCCGAUGCGGGCCUACAUCGCGGAGUAUUUUGGAACAAGACUGGCGUCUCUGUCGAUUCAGAACGACGCGAAGUUCUGGACGAUAAUGAUGAGGUAUACUGCUUUCAGGGCCGCGGUAUACCUGGAAGCCGGCAAAGUGAUCUCAAAGCGCCUGGCUGCUGUGACGGCAGCGGAAGCGGAGUUGAACUAA
Molecule: messenger RNA, 1815 nt
Organism: Ophidiomyces ophidiicola
Lineage: Eukaryota; Fungi; Ascomycota; Eurotiomycetes; Onygenales; Onygenaceae
Exons: 4
Coding region: 1-1815 (604 amino acids)
Molecular function (GO): protein binding
Source: RefSeq, a predicted model, not a curated record